AUGGCACCAUUGACGAAGGCUCAAAAAGUGCUAGAUACAGGGAGAGAGACGGACAGUAUUGGGGAGAUGGUACAGGCUGGGCGGUCCGAAUCGUUGCUGGUGUUGGAGAGGGAUAAUCCGUUCGACACGCCGACGGAAUCGACAACCCCAAUUGCAUCGCGAAGAGAAAGUGCGGUUUCGAACCUCCAAGGAGCCGUGUCAAAUACAUCUCAGCCCGACCGACGAUUGUCAGCAGCGAGUUUAAGAAGACACUCGUCUUACGCUCCCGCUGUCCCUUCGCCAUUGAACCCUUCCUCGUCACAAGCGUCGACAAGUGAAAAUGGCGAAAGAGAAAGUUUGUCGGACGAGGUCUCCAAAAGAAACUCUGCGUCUUCAGGAGAACUACCACGGAGUCAGAGCUCAAGUAAUUUAUCCUCGACAGCGAGAGGGAAGAGGAACAUCAGCGCGUCGCUUCCUCAACAAUUAUUAAGACAGAAAUCAGCUCAGGCUUUACAACCAGGAGAGGAAAUAUCACGACCGGGAACACCAAAAAACUUGAAGGAUCUAGGACGAGACUACUCGAGAUAUCCAGCAUCCAAAUCGAGUAUAUGGGUGAACUCCCGACCACCAGGUUCAUCGACCACCAACUCAGAGACAAACUUGUUGCGAACGACGACAAACAAUCCUUUCAACGAAUCGCAAGCAGAUUUAGAGAAGUUCGGAUACCCAGACGACAGCAUUACUGCUUUCGAUCCAUAUUUUGGAGGAGACAAGGGGUUUAUUUUAUACAAUAAUGAGGUGGAAGCAGACGACAAAUUCCACAUGCCAGCGGACGAUGACGAUAUAACCUACAAAGCUAAAUUGUCCGAUUACUUCGACGCAAGGUCUAUAGUUAGCACCAUUGGGGGCAUAAUCCUGGUCCUCGGUCUCCUAUGCGUUUUCAUCCUCCUGCCAAUCCUUACCUACUCGACACAUCUGUUAGUACCUGAUGGUAAGGGAACAUAUGUUGAAGAUACCGGACCAGCCUGGGCACACGUCAACAAUAAUACAUAUCCUUUACUACAGAAUGUGAGGACAGGCUUGAUUGAUCCAGAUACACCAGCCAGUGCCAUGACGAGGGAUAGCACGUUUGAUGACUCUCAGCUACAGUUGGUAUUCAGUGAUGAGUUCAAUGAUGACAACAGGACGUUCUUCCCUGGGGAUGAUCCCUUUUGGACUGGAGCCGACCUAUGGUAUGGAGCCACGCAGGAUUUCGAAUGGUAUGAUCCAGACGCGGUUACCACGAGUGGAGGCACCCUACAGAUGAGACUGGACAAAUUCCCCAACCACGACCUGGAUUACCGCUCCGGGAUGCUGAACAGCUGGAAUCAGAUGUGUUUCAAAGGCGGCGUCUUCGAAGUUUCCGUCUCUCUAGCUGGGCCAGCAGGAAUACCUGGUCUAUGGCCAGGUGCAUGGACAAUGGGAAAUCUCGGGCGUCCAGGCUACAAAGCAACUACCGAAGGCGUCUGGCCAUACACAUACGACGGCUGUGACGCAGGCAUAACACCCAACCAAUCCACCAACGACGGGAUGUCAAACUUACCAGGCCAAAGACUCAAUUCCUGCACCUGCAAAGGCGAAGACCACCCAAAUCCAGGUGUCGGCCGCGGCGCCCCUGAAAUCGACAUUCUCGAAGCGUCCGUCGACCCGGAAAACAGAAUCGGAGUCGUAACCCAAAGUUUCCAGGUCGCGCCCUUCGACAUCUGGUACCGGCCUGACUCAGAGUACAUGGCUAUCCCAAAUUAUGAGACGACGCAGAUGAACACUUACUGCGGCGGUCCUUUCCAACAAGCUAUUUCUGGCACCACGUUAUUAAAUAAUAGCUGGUAUGAUGGCAACGCGUACCAAAAAUACGCAUUUGAAUACAUCCCUGGAACAUCGACUGGCAAGAUCGCCUGGUUUGUUGGGGAAGAUCCAUCGUUUAUUCUUGAUGGGCGCGCCAUUGGUCCUAACGGAAACGUUGGCGCACGUCAGAUAUCGGAGGAGCCCAUGUCCAUGGUACUCAACCUGGGCUUUUCAUCCUCCUGGUCCCAGAUCUUGCUGGCCGAUUUGAUUUUCCCGACCGUCAUGCAUGUGGAUUAUGUGAGGAUCUAUCAGAAGGCUGGAGAGACGAGCAUAACGUGUGAUCCGCCUGGGUAUCCAACAACGGACUACAUCGCCAAUCAUGCCGACGCGUAUGAGAAUGUCAAUCUCACUUCGUGGAAUGAGACGGGGUAUAGCUGGCCUACAAAUAAGCUUACCGGGUGUUGA
Lachnellula hyalina is the source of this 2268-nucleotide messenger RNA. It is a transcript of the gene KRE6, whose product is annotated as Beta-glucan synthesis-associated protein. Gene Ontology annotation, biological process: (1->6)-beta-D-glucan biosynthetic process; fungal-type cell wall organization. Gene Ontology annotation, cellular component: plasma membrane; endoplasmic reticulum membrane. The transcript is spliced from 2 exons. The record is from RefSeq and is a predicted model, not a curated record. The coding region runs from base 1 to 2268 and encodes 755 amino acids. NCBI's taxonomy places the organism in Eukaryota, Fungi, Ascomycota, Leotiomycetes, Helotiales, Lachnaceae. Gene Ontology annotation, molecular function: glucosidase activity.